Molecule: messenger RNA, 1343 nt
Organism: Haliotis rufescens (red abalone)
Lineage: Eukaryota; Metazoa; Mollusca; Gastropoda; Lepetellida; Haliotidae
Product: sulfotransferase 1C2-like
Exons: 6
Coding region: 132-1055 (307 amino acids)
Biological process (GO): sulfation
Cellular component (GO): cytoplasm
Molecular function (GO): sulfotransferase activity
Source: RefSeq, a predicted model, not a curated record
CAAAGCACACUGAACGUUGAACGAGUAAUCAGUGUCACGUGACUAUGAUGAAAGCGAAGUCACGCGCUGUCGGACGUUCUGUCAACAAGGAAGCCAGUUUCAAGCGUUCGUUAUAACUAGUACUGAUUAACAUGGAAAAACGACAAACUCCUGAGAUUCUGGACUACAGGAAUGAAAAUGGUCAUGGGUGGUCCUUCUACAUCAAUGACGGCGUCCUUCGGAGAGUUGUCACCACCCCUGAGGAUGAUAUGGAAAUGAUCCGAAAUGUUCAGAAGCUCGAGCUGAGGGACGAUGACGUCAUGAUAGCGGCAUAUCCCAAAUGUGGUACCCACUGGUUGUGGGAAAUCGUCACCAUGCUCAGGGCCGGUAACUCUGAGUACCACAACAAGCCGAAAGAGAUCGCCAUGCUGGGGAUGCCAAAAUAUGAGCGAGCAGAUGAACUUCCCUCACCGCGGGUUCUGAACUCGCAUCUUUACCUCCGCCAUCUGCCGGAGAAACUGGUAGAGAAGCAAAUUAAAACCAUCUUCGUCAUGCGAAAUCCUAAAGAUGUCAGCGUAUCUUAUUAUCACCAUGUCAACGGACUCAAACAGAGUCUCGGGUUUGAAGGAACGUAUUCAGAAUAUCUGGAUCUGUUUCUGAAAGGAAAAGUCAGCAGUGGUUGUUAUUUCGACUAUCUGAAGGAUUGGCAGCAAGUGAAACAGGACAACCCGGACUUGCCUAUCUUAACAUUGUUUUAUGAAAACUUGAAAAAGGAUCCUGUUAAAAACAUCAAAGAGGUUGCCGAGUUCAUCGGCGAGUCAGUCACUGAAGAACUAUGUGAGCAAAUAGCAGAGGCGUGCAGCUUUAAGAAGCUGAAGGUUGCAGCCACGGACGUGAAGGAGGAAUUACCAAAUGGCAAUCGGUCAGAAGUCUGGAAGGAAGGACACGAAGGAAUGUACAGAAAAGGUGAAGUAGGGGAUUGGAAGAACUGGAUAACAGUUGCUCAAGACGAAAGAUUUGAUGACGUCAUAGACCGAAAAUUUGAAGCAAAAGGCAUUGUUUUCACGUAUGAAUAGCCAACAAAUAACGGGGUGAUCAUAUUUAUAUGUUCUUGAUGAAACUAAAUGCCAAGUAUCAGUAUUAUUUGUCAAGAGCCGAACCCACAUUCAGAGGAUACUAUUAAACAAGUAUAUAUGCAAGGCGAAGAAUGGUGCCUAGGAUGAAUGGGCAACCAGUGCCCCCAAACAGACCAACUGAACUACUGAGUAUUAUACUGCAUGUUUUAGAAAUGAUAUGGGAGACUGUCUUAUUUUGUCACUGUUGAUUAUAUGAAUGCGAGAAAUAAAAUAUAUUUAUUCUUUAUU